AGCAAUAAUAAUUGAGUCCCUAUAUAAAAAAACAUAUCGUUGGGUUACCAUUUCCAUACACAGCAAGGAAAAACACCAAAGUAAAACAUGGAGAAGAAGAGAGAUGACGACGACAAGGUCGAAGAGCAAAACCAACAUGGCAUGCGACGGCCAAAGGGCGGUUUGCUCACAAUGCCCUUCAUCUUCGGGAACGAGAUAUGUGAGAAGCUGGCGGUGGUGGGAUUCCAUGCGAACAUGAUAAGCUACUUAACGACGCAGCUUCAUCUUCCGUUAACCAAAGCAGCAAACACACUGACCAACUUCAGUGGAACCUCCAGCCUCACCCCUUUGCUCGGUGCCUUCUUGGCCGACUCCUUCGCUGGCCGCUUCUGGACCAUCACCCUCGCCUCCAUCAUCUACCAAAUCGGGAUGACUUUGCUCACAAUCUCGGCGAUAUUGCCGAGUCUAAGACCGCCGCAGUGCCACGGAGAGCAAGUUUGUCAAGAAGCAAACGCAGGUCAGUUGAGCGUUCUCUACGUGGCUCUGCUUCUAGCGGCUCUCGGCUGCGGCGGGAUUCGACCAUGCGUCGUGGCUUUCGGUGCCGACCAGUUCGACGAGUCCGAUCCAAAACAAACCACCAAAACUUGGAACUACUUCAACUGGUACUACUUUUGCAUGGGUGCAUCUGUGCUCGUUGCGGUGACGGUUCUUGUCUACAUCCAAGACAACGUCGGGUGGGGAUUAGGGCUAGGGAUCCCGACAGUGGCAAUGUUUUUUUCGGUUAUCGCUUUCGUGGGCGGAUACACCCUUUACCGUCACAUGGAUCCGGCGGGUAGCCCGUUUACCCGUCUGGUCCAGGUAACGGUGGCAGCGUUUCGGAAGAGGAAGCUUUCGAUGGUCUCGGAUUCUAGUUUGCUCUAUCAUAACGAUGAGAUUGAUGCUCCCAUCUCUCUUGGUGGUAAACUUGUUCACACCAAACAUAUGAGAUUUUUGGACAAAGCAGCUAUAGUGACAGAACAAGACAACCUCAAACCGGGUCAGGCCCCGAACCCGUGGAGACUCAGUACGGUUCACCGAGUCGAGGAACUCAAAUCGGUGAUCCGAAUGGUUCCCAUCGGAGCGGCCGGAAUCCUCCUCAUCACGGCUUAUGCCCAACAGGGCACGUUCUCUCUUCAACAAGCCAAGACCAUGGACCGUCACUUAACCGAAUCCUUUCAAAUACCGGCCGGUUCAAUGUCGGUUUUCACCACCGUCUCCAUGCUCUUAACCAUCGUCUUCUACGACCGGGUUUUCGUCCGGUUCGCUCGGAGAUUCACCGGUUUAGACAGAGGGAUCACGUUCCUUCAUCGCAUGGGAAUCGGUUUCAUCGUCUCGAUUCUCGCCACUCUGGUCGCCGGUUUCGUGGAGAUUAAGCGUAAACGAGUCGCGAUGGCUCAUGGGCUCGUCGACAAGGGCCACUCGGUCGUACCGGUUUCGGUUUUCUGGUUAAUUCCUCAGUACGGACUCCACGGAAUAGCGGAAGCGUUCAUGUCGAUCGGGCAUUUGGAGUUUUUCUACGACCAAGCUCCGGAGAGCAUGAGGAGCACUGCCAUGGCGAUGUUCUGGAUGGCGAUUUCGAUCGGAAAUUACGUCAGUACCCUUCUGGUUACGCUGGUUCACCGGUUUAGUGCCGGACCGAAUGGGCAGAAUUGGUUACCGGAUAAUAACUUGAACCGGGGGAAAUUGGAGUACUUUUACUGGUUAAUCACCGGUUUGCAAGUGGUGAAUCUCCUGUAUUACGUCUGGUGUGCGAAGAUUUACACGUUUAAACCGGUUCAGGUGCACGAUAGCAAGGAGGAAGGUGAUGCGCCGGUCAGUAAAGAAAUGGAGUUAUCCAACAAGGUUUUAAUGAUGCCAUGAAUGAAAGUUAUAUAUUGAAUCAA
This is a messenger RNA of Tarenaya hassleriana, 1901 nucleotides long. Its product is annotated as protein NRT1/ PTR FAMILY 3.1-like. Gene Ontology annotation, cellular component: plasma membrane. Bases 88 to 1878 code for a protein of 596 amino acids. Gene Ontology annotation, biological process: transmembrane transport. Lineage: Eukaryota; Viridiplantae; Streptophyta; Magnoliopsida; Brassicales; Cleomaceae. The transcript has 5 exons. Gene Ontology annotation, molecular function: transmembrane transporter activity. The record is from RefSeq and is a predicted model, not a curated record.